Molecule: messenger RNA, 2695 nt
Organism: Branchiostoma floridae (Florida lancelet)
Lineage: Eukaryota; Metazoa; Chordata; Leptocardii; Amphioxiformes; Branchiostomatidae
Exons: 2
Coding region: 98-1876 (592 amino acids)
Biological process (GO): DNA recombination; DNA integration
Molecular function (GO): DNA binding
Source: RefSeq, a predicted model, not a curated record
UGUGGAUCCCGCGGAUUAUCGGUAUUUAUGUUAUUGUUGGCGAGACAAUUGGUAUAUUGACACCCGUGUUUGUUUUGGUCUGCGGUCUGCGUCAGUAAUGUGCCAAUCAACCACGUCCGCGAUCACUUUUAUUGAGCGUGAAAAAGGUUAUUCGGUGACAAAUUAUAUCGACGACUUUGGUGGCGCCGAGAUCGCACCUCUGGCUCCCGCGGCGUUUGCCAGCUUACAAAGAACAAUAAACGUAUUAGGACUCGAGGAGGCGCCUGAGAAGGCUAUCCCACCCUCAACUUGCAUGACAUGGCUCGGGAUAGAAUUUGACACCGUUGAGAUGGUCCGCCGGGUUCCGUCUUUUCGUCUUGAAGAAAUCUCCAACUUGGUAGCGCAGUGGCUAAUGAAGAGGAAGGCAACCAAACGUGAAUUACAGUCCCUCGUCGGCAAGCUUGUCUUCGUUUCUGCGUGUGUUCCCCCCGGCCGGCUGUUUGUCUCACGUCUGUUAGAGUCCUUACGUAAACUCCGUUGUAAUCACCACCGAUGUCGAUUAUCUCGCGAUUUUCGGCGGGACUUGGAGUGGUGGCGCCGCUUCCUCCACGAGUUCAACGGGGUCUCGCUGAUCGCGUCUACCGUCUACACCGCACCGGACGACAUCGUCGCAACAGACGCGUGCUCCUCGGGUUGUGGCGCUAUUUCCAAUGGUCAGUUCUUCCAUGCCAUGUUCCCUGACUUCGUGCUUCGGCGAUAUUCGCGACGUCUUCCGGUACACGUAUAUCGACACCGUCGAGACCUGCGUCGUCUCCGCGGACAGAACACGAAGCUGCCAAAGGCCCCGCGACGGCCUCGCGACCACGGAUUACGAGGUGACGCGCAUCGUACCCGAGACAUUGAUCAUCGCCGAGAUCUCCGACGCCUUCGCGGUCAAGCCAGUCGGACUAAAUGGGCAGCGUUUGCCGAAGGAACGUGGUCUAAUCUGCGGACAAUUCUCCGGACGUACCUUCUCUUCUGUUUCUUCUAUUGGAUUUCUCCGUUCCCAGCCACGGUGGAUACGCUAGAAACGUUCGCGGAGUUUCUUGCCCGCUCCUUCAAGGCCCCCGCGUCGAUCGCGAACUAUCUGGGUGGACUUAAAACGCUGCAUGUACUCUUCGGCUACACCGUGGACGCUUUCCUGUCUACAGACAUUGCGCUGUUACAAAGAGGACUCCAGAGGCGUCUGUGCCACACACCGAGACAGGUCGCGCCAUUCACGCCGGACAUACUGCUUCGUAUAUAUGAACAUUUAGAUCUUAUGGACCCGUUUCACGCCACGAUGUGGACCCUGAUUCUUCUCAGUUUCUUCACGUUUCAAAGGAAAUCCAAUUUCCUACCGAAAGGCAAGUUCGAUCCUUCCAAACAAUGUACGAUUCACGACUUCACACUUUAUAGGGAUUCUCUGUUAGUGCGUAUUCGCUGGUCCAAAACCUUACAGUGCGCCGAACGUGUGUUGUCAAUUCCAGUCUUAGCUAUUCCCAAUUCCCCGUUAUGUCCGGUAGCGGCAUUUCGAAACAUGCUACGGUUAAAUGCUAAUUACAGUGGUCUCGCUGUGUUUACAGUUCGCUAUUCUUCUCGUGUAGUGCCAUUGUCGCAAUCAGUAUUUGAUAACGCAUUCAAACGUGUGUUAGUUCAGGCGGGUCUGAACCCACAGUUGUAUUCUUUACAUAGCGGUCGCCGGGGCGGGGCCACGUUCGCCUUUCGCUCCGGGGUCCCGGUAGAAUUGAUUAAGAUUCAGGGCGAUUGGCGCUCACAAGCCUACCUACUGUAUCUAAAAGUACCACUACGGAAACGUUUGGAGCUAUGUACUAAGAUGAUUAGACGUAUCCGAUCUACACGCUAUCCACCACCGUAACAGCACACUCUCGUGUACGCAAAGCUUCUACCCAUGUUCCACAUUAAGUUGCUAGAUGUAGCGUUGAGUACUGUUCAGUUCAAGACUGUUGUUUUUACUAGUCUCCGUGCACGAUGUAAUUGUUAGUAUGACAGUGUUUGUAUAGCUUGUGACACGAUUCGCAAUUAUCACCCGUAAUCUCGAUGUAUGUUUUUGCUUAUCUUAUCUUACGGAGAGAGGGGUGGUGUGCGGGUCCUUUUAUUUUCCUUUUUUCUCCACUGCGUUCUCUUGCUUUUCCCAACCGAAAUUCUUUUCCUCCCUAAAAUUUUCUUCCUUUUUUUUUCCGAUACGGUUUGGCCUUACUUUUGGCGUGCUUCUGUGGAAAAGUACGAGAAUAAAUCUUUUCCCUUUGUUUGCCAAACGCGUUUCGACUCCAGUUGCUUUUAGUUAAUUGUGGAAAAAUGUCAGUGAUGUCAUUUUUAUUAAUUUACGACAACCCCGUCUCCGGUCUUUGUCUGACCUCCCACGUGGUCACCGCGUGUCAGUCCUUGCCUCUUCACACUUCCGCACACCACACCGGGGCUCUCAUUCUGUGUUUCGUCCGCGGGAAGCGAGGCGCACGGAGACUCGCUCCCCGGUUUUCGACCCACCGCCAACCCCUUAUCUCCUCCAAUAUCCUUAUCUUAGAUAAACUGUAGUAUUUGCGGUUACGUAGAGUUGUAUUCAUGAUUAGUUUGUUAUCAUAUGUUAUGAUGUUCAGUGCCCGUUCCACUGACCUUUAUCAUGGGCGUGCUUCUGUGGAAAAGUACGAGAAUAAAUCUUUUCCCUUUGUUUGCCAAA